AUGUCAAGGACAUAUACUCGAUGGAUACACCAUGGAGAAUCAAUAAAUGAUGUUCAAGCGGAAGUUGAUGUGAAUGAUGAUGAACUUGGCUAUAUAGCAGAUCAAGAAGGGAUAUUUGGCGAAGGGGCUUCAAUGGUUCAGGAUGACUUUGGAGAUGAGGAGAAAAAUAAGGACAGUGGAGUGCCUAGUUUAAUUGAGGAUCUGUACACAGCUGCAGCAAAUGAUGAAAAUGGGCCUAAUAUAUUUGCAAAUUUGAUUGAAGAGGCCAAGCGUGAGCUUUAUCCGGGUUGCACUGAAUUCUCAAGACUAUCCUUCUUGAUUAAACUAAUGCACAUCAAGGUUUACAAUCGAAUUACUAAUUAUGGAUUCAAUUCUUUGCUACAAUUGCUUUCUGCAGCACUUCCUAAUGGUAGUAAUUUGCCAAAGUCAUACAAUGAGAUCAAAAAUAUACUCCGACAGGUUGGACUAGGCUAUGAGUCAAUUCAUGCAUGUAAGUAUGCUUGCGCCGUAUUUUGGAUGGAGCAUGCAAAUGACAAUCAUUGUCUAGUAUGUGGAGAGUCAAGGUGGAAAGACAAAGGAGGCAAAAAGAGAGUUCCACAAAAGGUUCUUCGUUAUUUUUCUAUAAUACCAAGACUUCAAAGAAUUUUUAUGUCAAAGGAUAGAGCUGAGUGUGCACGAUGGCACAAGGAGAAGAGAUUAGUUGUUGAAAAUGAAAUGAGACGGAUGGUGAAGCAUGGAAACAUUUUGACACAAAAUUUGAAUCAUUUGCACAAGAUCCUCCCUCUUAUUGAAGAUAUGAUCCGUCUCUGGAAUGGUGUGCCUACUUAUGAUGCAUAUGCUGACGAAGUUUUUUCAUUACGAGCAUGCUUUAUUUGGGGAAUUCAUGACUAUCCUGCCCGUGGUACUAUGUCUGGGCGAAGCACAAAGGGCUACUUUGCUUGUGCAGAUUGUGAUGAGGAACCUUGCUUACAACGACUGAGGCACAAAAUUGGGUAUGUUGGUCAUCGCCGUUUCCUCCCACACAACCAUCCUUGGAGGAAAAGCAGAGCAUUCAAUGGAAAACAUGAAAAUAGGGAGAGGCCUAGAAAAUUUUCAAGUGCUGAAGUACUAGAACAAUUAGAGAAAGUUAAAAAUAUCACCCUAGGUAAGCAUCCUGCUAGAAAUAAGAAGAGAAAACGUGUAGAGAAUGAUAAACCAAAUUGGUGUCUAAAGAGUAGCCUGUUUGAUCUGUCUUAUUGGACAGAACUAAGGUUACAACACAACCUUGAUGUUAUGCAUAUUGAGAAGAACAUUUGUGAUAAUAUUUUAGGAACCUUGCUGGAUAUAGAUGGCAAGUCAAAGGAUACAGUCAGUGCAAGACUUGAUUUGCAGGACCAAGGUAUAAGAACAGAAUUACACUUAAAAGAUAAUGGGAAUUCCUAUAUAAAGCCAGCAGCAUGUUAUACCAUGAAUAAGGAGCAGAAGAAAAGUUUCUGCCAAUUUUUAAGUGGUGUUAAAUUUCCAGAUGGGUAUGCCUCUAAUUUAACAAGGUGUGUAGAUCUUGAUGGAUAUAAAGUGCAAGGAUUGAAGACUCAUGAUUGCCAUAUACUACUACAGCGCAUUUUACCUGUUGCCAUAAGAGGGCUUGUGCGAAAAGAUAUAUAUGAGGCAAUCGCGGAGCUGGGAAACUUCUUUAGGGAGUUGUGUGCUAAGACUUUGAAAAUUGAUGUCUUGCAACAGUUAAAAGCUGAAAUUCCAAUAAUCCUUUGCAAGCUUGAGAAAAUUUUUCCACCGGCAUUUUUUGAUGUAAUGGUUCAUUUGGCUGUUCACUUACCAGAUGAAGCAAUUCUGAGGGGUCCAGUUCAGUAUGGCUGGAUGUAUCCAGUAGAAAGAAAGCUAGGCACUUUGAAACAUUUUGUUAGAAAUAAAGCAAGACCCGAAGGAUCUAUUGCAGAGGCUUAUAUUGCCUCUGAAUGUUUGACAAUUCAAGGUUUGCAUAGGGAAGGAUCAGUAGAAAUUAGUGAAGGCCUCUAUGCAUUGGCUCAUGGUCCUGACAAAUGUAUAAGAUCAUAUUCGUCCUGCAUUAUAAAUGGCAUCCGAUUUAACACAGUUGCCCGUGAGAAGGCUAAGAAAACUCAAAAUUGUGGCAUCAAGACAGCAGGUACUCAUAACAGUGAAACAAUAGAUUUCUAUGGUAUGCUCACAGAAAUUAUUGAGUUGAGUUAUAUACAAAACAGUAACAAGACCCAUUCAGUGAUUUUGUUUCGAUGUGAAUGGUAUGAUCUCGAGGGAAAGAAGUAUCGUAUGAAAAAUGAUGGGUACUUAAAAAGCAUUAAUGUUGGAAGUCGUUGGUACAAGGACGAUCCUUUUAUUUUGGCUACACAGGCAUCACAAGUCUUUUAUUUGGAGGAUACAAAACUAGGGAAAAAUUGGCGAGUUGUGAAGGAUUUCAAUCAUAGACAUAUAUUUGAUGUGCCUGAGUUUGACAGGUGCCAGGAAGAUGAUGCUCACCUGCAACAGACUGAAGUUGCAUACCAUUUUGAGAGGAUUAUGAAAGAAAAUGAGGAUCCUAUGGUUAGUGAAACUGACAGUGAAGAUGAAGAUGAAACUUUGUUUGAGUACUGUAGCGAUGCUGAAGCCAAUGACCAGACAAAUUCAACUGAUGAUGAAUAG
Oryza brachyantha (malo sina) is the source of this 2652-nucleotide messenger RNA. RefSeq lists its product as uncharacterized. The record is from RefSeq and is a predicted model, not a curated record. The transcript is spliced from 4 exons. Bases 1 to 2652 code for a protein of 883 amino acids. NCBI's taxonomy places the organism in Eukaryota, Viridiplantae, Streptophyta, Magnoliopsida, Poales, Poaceae.